Molecule: messenger RNA, 1913 nt
Organism: Durusdinium trenchii
Lineage: Eukaryota; Dinophyceae; Suessiales; Symbiodiniaceae
Source: the annotation of a GenBank genome assembly
AGCCUACAUUUGCUCAUUGCUGUAGUUCACCUGCGUAGAGAGUGCUCCAAAGAGAGAUGGCAGUUGAAUCGAAAUUGGCUGGAUCAGGAGAGAAGGGAUCAUCAAGGCUCACGAGCAGCUUCUGGCUUGGGCUCUUGGCUGUAGGCACCUGCGCAGUGGCAGUGCCUGUCAUCCGCUGGUACUAUCGGAAGAGGAAGACCUUCGAGUAUGGCCCGUUGGAACUCGAAGAGAUGACACUCAAAGCGGCCAAGGAGUUGCAUCAGAAGGGCCAGAGGAGUCCCGUGCGCACCAGCCUUGUCCCUGAUGCACUGCUCGACCUGGAGGAGCAAGCAGAGGAGAUGCAACCCUCUUUGGCACCCUCAGCUGAGAUGGAUCACCGCACGAAGACUUUGGCGGACUUGGGGAUUCCCAGCUUCCGCCGCUUCCUUCGGGACCGAAAGCUCCCGGAUCCGAAACGGGGCCCUUGUGACACCCUGCAGCUGAACAUAGGCCUGUACUGCAACCAAGCAUGCAACCACUGCCACGUGGAAUCUUCGCCUUUGCGGAAGGAAAUGAUGUCAGAGGAAGUUGUGGAUAGAUGCUUACUGCUUCUCAAGAACACUCCGAGUGUGAAGGUCCUGGACAUCACCGGUGGCGCGCCGGAGCUGAACUCAGGCUUCCGGCGCCUCGUCGAAGGCGCUGCAGCGCUGCGGGAGACUGGGCGAGAGUUGCGCAUCAUCGACCGUUGCAACCUCACGGUCCUGCUUGAGCCAGGGCAGGAGACCUUGCCCAACUUCCUGGCUGAGCAUCGCGUGGAUGUGAUUUGCUCCCUUCCAAGCUACGAGCCAGAGCAGACCGAUAGGCAGCGUGGCCGAAAGGUCUUCGAGCGGAGUGUCCAGGGCCUCCGCAUCUUGAAUGAUCACGGUUAUGGUACAGGAGCCACUGGCCUACGCUUGGACUUGGUCUUCAACCCUCCGGGACCUUUCUUACCACCCAAGCAAUGUGCGCUUCAAGGCAAAUACAAGAAAGAGCUGGGAGAUGCCUAUGGCAUUAAGUUUGAUGGAUUGAUCACCAUCUGCAAUAUGCCCAUCAAGCGGUACUUUGACUUCUUGCGAAAGAAAGGUGCUUUGGAGGGCUACAUGGACCUCUUAGUCCGGAACUUCAAUGAACAAACGAUGCCUGUACUCAUGUGCACGAAUACCGUCAAUGUGGGCUGGGACGGCAAGAUGUACGACUGUGACUUCAACCAGCAGCUGGAUCUUGGCCUGGCUGGAUUGAGUGUCUUCGACGUUGAGAGCCUCGAUGAUGAGAAGCUCCGGCGAGCUGCCAUCGCCACUGCUGCGCAUUGCUUCGGAUGCACUGCUGCGCAGGGCUCUGGCUGACAGGGUGCGCUGGUCUAAACUCUGAUGGAGCAGAAGCAGCUCACCUGAUGAUUGUCUAUGAGAAAUUGUCUUAUUCAUGCUGUAUGUUCUAAAUAUAACAUGCCACGUGAUGUUUGGCUCCAGAUUUGAGAGCGAGUUGAUCGAGGCAGUCCACGAGUAUCUUCCGAGUGGGCUUUCGUUGGCUGAUUUGCAAGGAACAUACAGUGCAUUUAAAUAUAUUUAGGACCGUGAUCUCGAUUGGCUCUCAUUCCCCGACAGGGAGAGCUUCCUGAAAAUGGGAGGUCACAAACAGGUCUUCUCGUCAACUUCCCAACGAGGAGGUUGAGCCAACGAAAGCAAUGGUGGCAGUUGGGCUGCAAGUCCCAGACCAUUUGUCGCUACAGUAUGAUUCGGGCUGCUUCUAUACUUCCUUUGCUGUUCCUUUGCACUGCCGCCAAAUUCGGCAGUAAUUUUCCAGCAAAGAUGCCUGUGCAAUGAUUCCUCAAGUAUCGUGUUUGUUUUGGUGACGGCAUGCAAUGAUAGACCGAGUGCCAAUGCCUUGCAACUUUCGAC